Chlamydomonas reinhardtii is the source of this 4948-nucleotide messenger RNA. RefSeq lists its product as uncharacterized. Gene Ontology annotation, biological process: signal transduction. The coding region runs from base 357 to 4814 and encodes 1485 amino acids. The record is from RefSeq and is a predicted model, not a curated record. Gene Ontology annotation, molecular function: protein binding; 3',5'-cyclic-nucleotide phosphodiesterase activity. The transcript is spliced from 24 exons. Lineage: Eukaryota; Viridiplantae; Chlorophyta; Chlorophyceae; Chlamydomonadales; Chlamydomonadaceae.
GACAUAGCUUACUUUUUUGGCCGCUCUAGAAAGAACGCGCAUCUGCGGCCGUGUCGAGUUUUGUGUCUGGGCCGAGCGCAACCUUCUGCACAUCACCACUUCAUAUUAUGGCGUUUGCAAUCUUCAGACCAUGAUGACAACAGUGCAAUUGCGUUGAGCGCAGAGGCGCGCUGAGCCGCAGAAUGGGCCCGGUCAGAGCAGGCCCAGACCGGAGAUAAACGCGCGUGUGCAGCGUAGCUCAGCAUUGCUGUAUGUUGGUGCCGCUGCGACAAAGAGCAGCAGUCCCUGCCGGUGGCCGGGCGAGUAACACGCAACCCGUCAGGAGCUUUAUCGCUAGCAAGUCGCUAUCUCGAAAAAUGGAGGAUGGAGCAAGGAUGGCACAGCUCCAAGCGGAGCUGGACAGUCUCCACAAGGCAAUCGGUGUCCUUAACAAGAUUGCUGCAGAGUUGGACAUCCUCAACGCGAUGCAGAGCGUGCGCCAGGUCGCAUUGGAGCUGCUUGACUGUGAACGUGUCACACUGUUCCUAAUAUUUGAGCGACGAAAUGAGCUGAGGGCCAUGAUUGACCAGCAGCAAAUCCUGCGCAUUCCAUUUGGGGAGGGCAUUGCUGGCCUGGUGGCACAGACGGGCACCACUAUGAACCUGCCGGACGUGUACCAGCACCCCAUGUUCAACAAGGACAUCGACCGGCUCACCGGCUUCCGCACGCGCAGCAUGCUGUGCAUGGCUGUGUCGGACAUGACCGGGAAGAACGUGGCGGUGCUGCAGGCUCUGAACAAGAAGGGCGGGCUGCCGUUCAGCGGCGCGGACGAGCGCAGCCUGCGGCUGUUCAGCACGCACCUAGGCAACACACUUGCCAAGGCCAAGCUGCACGAGACAGCCAAGCGUGAGAAGGAGCGGCUGCAGGCCAUAUACGCCUGCUUCAAGUCGCUCAGCGCGGCGGACGAGGUGGGCCAGAUGGUGCUGCUGGCCACGUCGGCUCUGGAGAAGCACAUCAUACACGCCGAGCGCGUGUUCUUCUUCCUGGUGGACGGCCCGCGCGGGGAGCUGUGGCUGCACACGCACCAGGCUGAGGCGGUGCGGAUCAAGAUGGGCGAGGCCCGGGGCGGCAUUGUGGGCGCCUGCGCCGCAUCCAAGAAGGCCAAGAGCUGGACGGACUUUGGCGACCCCAGCUCCGACCCCGCGCUGCGGCGUCUGGCGCCGCUGCUGCAGCCCGCCCGCUGCAAGAGCGUGCUGGUGCAGCCCAUCCACGGCACCGGCAGCGACCGCGUGCUGGCGGUGGCGCUGGCGGUGAACAAGCGCGAGGCGGAGGGCACACGCGACAUAUUCUUUGAGCCCUUCUUCACGGAUGCGGACGUUGACGCCAUGGGCCUGUUUGCCUACGAGGUGGGCGACCUGCUGAGCGAGCGCUCCCUGGAGCUGUCGCUGCUGUCCGCCCUCUCCGUGGUCACCGCGGACGGAGCGCACCCCAACGCCCCCAGGGCCGGCCCCAGCGCCGCAGGCGGCACGGACGGGGCAGCUGGUGGGGGUGGGGGCCCGGGCGCAGCAGCAGGAGGCGGAGGCGGGGCGCCCGGCGGCGCGGGCGCCUGCGGCGGCGCGGAGGGGGGCGCGGAUGCGGGAGGGGGAGGGGGAGGUGGCGGUGGCAGUGGCGUGUCUGGCGAGGAGGACCUCAUCCGCAGCCAGCUGCUGCAGAUGUACCUGCCCGAGUACAAGAACCGGGAGAGUGGCUCGGGCCACUCCGUGUUCCACCGCAGCUCCUUCUCCUCCGCCAACGCCGCGGCAAACCAGGUUCGUGCCAGCCUGGAGCGCAAGCGCUCCGCCCACCACAACAGCACAGAGCUGCUGGCGCACCAGCCCGGGCUCAAGCGCGGCGGUGGCGGUGGCGGCGGCGGCGGCGGCGGCAGCCCGCGGCGCCGCGACAGCGUGUCGGCCUCGGCGCGGCUGGGGCUGGCGGUGGCGGCGGCGGCGGCGCGCAGCUCCAUGUGGGCCUCGGCGCGCCAGAUGCAGCAACCUCGGUCCGUGGGUGGCAACGAGGAGGAGAGCGCCGCCGCCGCCGCCGCGGCUGCCGCCGCCCACGCCUUCAACGCCGGCGGCGGCGGAGCCGGCCCCUCCCUUCCCCUGGGCCUGCACCUGCACCCGCACCUGCACCAGCUGCACCCGGCGGCGGCGCUGGGCGGCGCGCAGUCGGAGCGCGGCAGCGACGGCAGCGGCGAGCUGCUGCCUGACCUGGGCAGCCUGCGCUGCGCCAGUAGCAGCAUGGCGGAGCACUCCCUGCGCGGGCUGCUGCUGGCGCAGCCGGUGCCGGCGGGCACGCAGAGCAUCCAGAUGCGCACCGGUCGCACCUCGGGCGCCCGAGCUGUCAGCGGCCCGCAGGCGCACGUGCCGCCCCUGCCGCGCGCCUCCGGCACCGCCGGCGGCGCCGGCCCCGCCGCCUCCAUCCUCGCGCAGGCGCACCCCCACAGCCAGCACUACCACCAGCACAGCCACACCCCGCACGCACUCUCCUCCGGCGGGGAGCUCGGUGGCGGCGGCGGCGGCGGCCACGCCGGCCCGACCUCUGGGCCGCCCACCAGCGUCAGUCGCCUGAUGGCGCCCUGGCGCAAGCCGCUGCGGCUGCCAGCAGCGGCGGCGCUAGGGUCUGGAGACGGCGGCAUUUUGUCGAAUGACCGCAACCUCGCAGGCGAGCAUGCGCAGCAUGACGGCGACAGCGACAGCAGCAGCAGCUCCGAUUCGGGCUCGGACAGCGGCAGCGACAGUGAGGACGAGGGCGGCGUGUUCCAGGCGCGGAGGGGCGGCGGCGGUGGCGUGGGCGCCGUAAUGCGCUUCCGCUCGCACCCGCUCAUUCAGGGCGUCACGGCCGGCUCGCUGGGCGCGGACGUGGAUGUGGUGGAGGAGGGCGAGGAGGGCGAGGAGCAGGCGGCAGGAGCCGGCGACGCGGGGGGCGGCGCAGGGGGCGACGCCGACUGCUGCGCCAGCCCCAGUGCCGUGGCGGGUGCGGGGCAGGCGGUCACCACCAACGGCCUGCGGGAGCGGGCGCAGAUGGCGCCGGUCACCUCCGCGGCGGCUGCGGCGGCGGUGGCGGCGGGGCAGGCGCUGCAGCGGGGCAUGUCGGGCAGGGCACGAAGCAAGCGGCGGUUGCCGCCGGGGGCCGGGUUGGGAGGGGGUGUGGGAGUGGGGGUGGGAGAGGCGGAGGAGCUGGGGGCGCUGCGGGCGGCGGCGGCGGCGGCGGCGGCGGACGACGACUUGGGUGUGGCCAACCCGGCGGCGCUGCGCACACACCUGUCCUGCUCCAACCUGGCCACCGGCGAGCUGGGCGGCCCGCUGGCGGCGCUGGGCGGCGGCCUGGGUCCGGGCGUGUCGGCCCGCACGCCCUGCUUCUACUCGGAGGCGGGGCAGCUGCUGACGUGGGACUGGGACUUUACGGAGUUCAGCCUGGAGGAGCUGGUGAAGCUGGCGUACGACAUCUUCAUCGUGUCGGGGGUCAUGGAGGAGUUUGCGAUCCGGCCCAAGGCACUCCGCAACUUCCUGACUGCCGUGGCCAGCCACUACCACGCCAUCCCCUACCACAACUUCAACCACGUCUGCCACGUGCUGCACGCCACAUUCCUGAUCUGCUGCACCACCCACGCCCGCGACCUGUUCAAGCCUCUUGAGCGGCUGUCCAUCCUCAUCGCGGCGCUGUGCCACGACCUAGACCACGACGGCCACAGCAACUCCUUCCACGUCAACUCCGGCAGCGAGCUGGCCCGCAUCUACAACGACCAGUCGGUCAUGGAGAACCACCACUGCGCCAUGACCUUCGCCAUCCUCAGCCGCACCGACUGCGCCGUGCUGGCCGGCCUCAGCCCCGAGCAGCAGCGCGCAGCGCGCAAGGUCAUCAUCAGCGCCAUCCUGUGCACAGACAUGGCCAACCACUUCACACUCACGCAGGAGUUCCAGAAGCACAGCACCACUUACGACCCCGACAGCGAGGCAGACCGCCUGCUGCUGCUCAAGGUGUCGCUCCACGCCGCCGACAUCGGCAACGCGGUGCGGCCCUUCCACGUCAACCACGCCAUGAGCCGCCGCGUGCACCGCGAGUUCGAGGCGCAGACGGAGGAGGAGUCGCGCCUGGGGCUGCCCAUCACCUUCGCGGUGGACACAGCAGACCACGUCAUGUGCGCGCGCGUGGAGCUCAACUUCCUGGACUACGUGGUCAUGUCGCUGUGGGAGCGGCUGGUGGACGUGCUGCCCGAGCUGGAGCCGCAGCUGGGGCUGCUGCGAGUCAACAGGGCCCGCUACCGCAAGAUCGCCGACACCGGCAAGACAGCGGACGUAGUGCUCGCGGAGGAGGCGCAGCAGCAGGACGCACCCGCCGCCGCCGCCGCCACGACCACGGUGUCUGAAACAAUGGCGACGGCAUCAGCCGCAGCAGCAGCAGCAGCCGGCAGCGGCACGGCCGGGAGCGUCACGCACGCCGAGGGGCCGGGCGCGGGCGGCGCCACCACCUCACAGGGGCAACACGGCUCGGUGGGCGGCGUGGUGAGCGGUGGCGGCGGCGGCGGCGGCGGCGGCGGCCACACGGCCUCUGUGUCGCCUCCCAACGAGCUGGCGGCAGCGGAGGACGGGCGGGCGCACGGGUCUGGCCAGCGGCAAGAGGAGUCGGGGCGUGGAGCAGCAGCAGCAGCAGCAGGCGGCGGCGGCGCAGGGAGUCCUGAGGACAUGUUGAUAAGCCCCACGGGGACCUGGAGCCAGGUACCAAACGGGUUGAUAGAGGAUGCGAGCAUGUCGGAGGGCGAGAGCGCGGGCGUGCGCGGCAGCAGCGGCCAGCACUAGCGGCCGUCGCACACGGAGCGAUGGGAAGCUGACAAGGACCCGUGCAUCGUCGUUGUGCUGUGCUUCGUGCUAUGGAGGCUGUGAUGUUGGUCAUGUGGUGGUGAUGAUGACAAGGGGUGCAAGGGGUAGGCGGG